UCUUGUGCACUUGGAGGGAUGGUCUAUGGAAUGGACGAAUUGAUUCAACCGUGGAGAUACUGUACCUUCUAUGGAGAAUGCUUUGUUAACACGGUACAAUCAUUCUGUUUCGCAUUUAACGAUAUGAUCACAUGGACAGACUCACUUGUCCCCAUUCUCCACAACGACAACAUCAUAUUCUAUUUCAGAUUCGUCCCAGAAAAUGUCAUUAGAAAGACUGACAACUGUAAAUUUUCACCAACACAAACUAAUAAAUCAAGUGUCAGAGUGACAAGCAAAGACAAACAUCUCAUUUUCAUCUUCCCAGACAAAGAAACUAUGUUGAAAUGGGUCGAUGUUUUUAAUAAUUGUUUUAAUUAA
Messenger RNA from Entamoeba invadens IP1, 360 nucleotides. Its product is annotated as rho guanine nucleotide exchange factor, putative. The annotation marks the transcript as partial. The transcript has a single exon. The record is from RefSeq and is a predicted model, not a curated record. NCBI's taxonomy places the organism in Eukaryota, Evosea, Mastigamoebida, Endamoebidae.